UCUCUGAGGUUGUCAUGAGGAUGUGAGGAGAGCCACACAGAUACUGCACAGACUACUUACACACUGUUUGGCUAACUUUGAGCUGCUGCUCUACUUUCGUGUGGCAGAAAAAUGAGAUUUCAACAAUUCUUUUUUGUCUUUUUUAUUUUUUUAAUGAGUCUUCUCCUUAUCAACGGACAGAGACCAGCUAAUUUGGCUAUGAGAAGGAAACUACACAGACACAACUGCCUGCAGAGAAGAUGUAUGCCUCUUCAUUCUCAAGUCCCCUUCCCCUGA
This is a messenger RNA of Nycticebus coucang (slow loris), 276 nucleotides long. RefSeq names its product apelin receptor early endogenous ligand-like. The coding region runs from base 112 to 276 and encodes 54 amino acids. The record is from RefSeq and is a predicted model, not a curated record. Gene Ontology annotation, molecular function: apelin receptor binding. Gene Ontology annotation, biological process: apelin receptor signaling pathway; heart development. NCBI's taxonomy places the organism in Eukaryota, Metazoa, Chordata, Mammalia, Primates, Lorisidae. The transcript has a single exon.